Molecule: messenger RNA, 1566 nt
Organism: Aspergillus heteromorphus CBS 117.55
Lineage: Eukaryota; Fungi; Ascomycota; Eurotiomycetes; Eurotiales; Aspergillaceae
Exons: 5
Coding region: 1-1566 (521 amino acids)
Biological process (GO): protein processing; GPI anchor biosynthetic process
Cellular component (GO): endoplasmic reticulum membrane; glycosylphosphatidylinositol-mannosyltransferase I complex
Molecular function (GO): mannosyltransferase activity
Source: RefSeq, a predicted model, not a curated record
AUGAAAACAAGAAUAACCUACCUCCAACCCCCCUCCUCGUCUUUUGUUUCCUCCCAGGCCCAUCUCACCCCCCACGCCCUGCACAUCGAUGGCCUUGAUGCGGCGAAGGAGGAACGGAUCACGGUUGAUGUUGGGGAGGUUAGUGCUUUGGUAUGCACCACACUCAAACAAUUCCACGAGCUCCAUCUCCGAUGGGCUACGGAGGAGAGAUACGAGGCUGUCGAGCCGUGGGGGAGUCGUGUUAGUCCGGGUUUGCAUGGGGGGGUGAGGCUGGUUGAGGUUGAUGAGGAGGUAGAGAGUCAUGCCGUGUCUCCGCUCUGCGAUAUACUGAGAGAGGCGUUUGAUCGGGGGGUGUAUUGUGAGGGUAUUCUGAAAUCCCUCACCGCUCCCCCCACCCCCCUCUCCGAGUCCUCCGCCUCCUCCCCCUCCUCCCCCUCUACAACAACACACAACUACUACGCCCCCCUUCCAACCCACCAUGUCGUCGAGUUCAUCACGCAGCACAUUUGUCCGCUAGAGGUUGCAGGUGCAGACUGUCGCCGCCGCGCCGAGGCCGUGCAGUCCGCCGACUCGAUCGAUAUCGAUUACGAUGCCGAGUCGCAGGCCCUAGUAGUCUCCGCAUACUGGGGACGGUCACCGACGGAAAAUGGCUGGACGGAGGAGAUCGCUGCGCCGGGGGGGAAACACGAUCGCGUGGAGGUGGGGUUGCUUGGCACUGAGAAGGCCGUGGAGGCCGGGGAGAUUAAGAUGGGGGGGUUGUUGGGGGUCGUGGGGGUGGAUGGGGAGCUGAAACCGACGCUCUUCUCCUUCCCCUCCAGACAUCACGUCCUCGACCCGCAGGCCGACUUCUCCGUCUCCUUCGCCCCGCCCACAGGCAUGCAUCCCACCAUGACCAUCUCGCUGUCUGCCGCGGCGCUGGAGACCCCCCCGGCCCCGGCAUACGCGGAGUGUGCCCUGCACGCGUACCUCUCACUGCCGUCAUACAUAUUCGCAGAUAAAUUCCAACUCAUGACAGCUGACAACCUAUUCCUGGACUCGCACCACCUCUCCGGCCUACGGGCCGUAAGCGGGGCAACGGACCUGGAAGCGCCCGACUGGGUCGUAUCGCAAUGGGGCUCGAACUGGCUGCUCGAGCUGGCCACCCCAGAACCGACUCAAUUCCCAGAGGAGUGGAACGUCACCAUCCCGCUGCAUCUGCGCUACAUGCGGCCCUCCGAGACGGGGUAUCGCGGCGUGGACGUGCCGUGGCCCGUGGUCUUCUGGGCCUGUUCGGCCGACGACCCGGGGGUGAAUCCGUUCGAUCGAACCAACCUCGGCUGGGAUGCGCCGUUCAGUCCCCGCACCACGUUCUAUCAGGUGAACCCGAGCGCGAGCGGGGACAGGCUGGUUGAGGGGCUGGAUGUGCCGGUGCUGCAGUUGAAGGAAAGGGGGCUCUUUGGUAGCAAGACUGUCGAGUGGGGGACUGUCAUGGCAAUUUCGCUGGGGUUUCUGUGGGUGUUGUGGAGGUUGGUUGCAGGUGCGGGGACGCGGAGAGCUGAGGGGGAGAGGGAGAAGAAGGCGCAGUAG